Messenger RNA from Mytilus trossulus (common blue mussel), 1862 nucleotides. Its product is annotated as signal recognition particle 14 kDa protein-like. Gene Ontology annotation, cellular component: signal recognition particle, endoplasmic reticulum targeting. Gene Ontology annotation, biological process: SRP-dependent cotranslational protein targeting to membrane. Gene Ontology annotation, molecular function: endoplasmic reticulum signal sequence receptor activity; 7S RNA binding. The transcript has 5 exons. NCBI's taxonomy places the organism in Eukaryota, Metazoa, Mollusca, Bivalvia, Mytilida, Mytilidae. The record is from RefSeq and is a predicted model, not a curated record. Bases 97 to 426 code for a protein of 109 amino acids.
UGAUUUUACAUUGUCAGUUUGGCCAGCGGCAUAAAACUAGCUUUUGUAACUUUAAACAGAAGAUCUAUCCACGCAGUCGCCUGUCAAAAGUACAAGAUGUUACUAGAAAACGAUACGUUUUUAACAGAACUGACAAAGAUGUUUCAGAAAGGAAAAUCUUCAGGUUCAUUGAUGUUAACAAUGAAAAGAUGGGACGGUCAUACAAAGCCACAGCCUAGAAAAGGAAAUCUCCCAGAUCCAACAGAAUUUAAAUGUUUAAUCAGAGCCUCAUUGGGAAAUAAAAAACUUAGUACAGUGGUCAGUCAAAAGGAUGUUAACAAAUUUCAAAUGGCUUAUGCUAACUUGUUGAAAGGAAAUAUGGAUGGAUUGAAAAAGAAAGACAAGAAAUCUGCUUCUGGAAAAUCAAAGUCAAAAGCUACACAUUAAUCAUAUCAUAUAACCAGAGUCCUACUAUUUUAAACAAUAGAAAAUUUCAGCAUUGGUAAGGGAAGGAACUCUUUCAUUGAUCUGUGUGAUGGUACAUACAUUGUUAAGAUAUAAAUGUGAAAAAGGCUCUCCUUACAUUAAAAUCAUCACAACAGCUGACUGUUUAAUAGAUUUUCAAGAUUUUUUUAUGAGAUUUGUUAAUAGAAAAUGUAGAAAAAUUGUAAAGCUUAGAUUCAACAAAACAGCAGAGUAAUCUUUUACCACCAUGAAAAUUUGAACUCAUUCAGAAAAAAUUUUAUGACCUCUCUAUGAAAAAAAAAAUCAUACAUGAUGGGUUAUGUUUUCAAAGUUUCAUAGAUGAAGUAAAAUAUUCAGUAGGAAAAUUUUUCCUUUUGUUGCAAAACAGUUAUAAUGAUAUUUGUGUAAAAUUGUUUUUUAGCUACACAUACUAUGUAAUGAAACAUUAACUUUUGUAAAUAGACAGAGAAUUGCAAUGAGAGUUGAUAUAAUUGGUGUAUGAUGUAAGAAAGGUUGAUUGAAUGAAAACAAUAUCAAAGUAGUCAAAAAAAUCUUGUGUAAAUUUUAAAGGUUAUAAUAUAUGUUGUGUUGUGCUUUGUUUAUUCAUAUUUUAUUAAAACAAAUAUGUUAAAAGAAAUGAAUAGAGAUAUAAAAGUUAUGUUUAAUACAUUUAUUCAGAAUUGUUUUUACAAUAUCAAAUCUUAUUAAAAUAGAUAAUCAAUUAAAAAUAAACCUACCAAUGAAUAUUUGUCACCAAUUUUACCUCAAUUAUUAGCUGUUAUCAGAGAUACAAUUUUUACUUAUUACUUAUUAGUUUAUUGCUUACAGACCACAUUUGUCUAAAUGUAUUGUAUCAGACUUAUAUUGAAGAAUAUCAUAUAUCAGGCAAUUGUUUACAUUUAAAUUGGUUUUUUUCAUUGAUGCAGAAAUAAGUGUUUAUGAAGUCCUAUUUGACAGGUUUGACAUUUGUAUAGUUUAAUGGUGUUUGAUUAUUAAAUUUUUCACAUUAGAUGAUCAGCUUAGCAAGUUUUUAUCUUUCAUAGAAAAUAUUCUGAUAUACACAUAUGUUUUGAGUGCAAGAUUUAUGAAAUAUGCAAAUUUAUGGUUUGAUAGAGAUACAAUAGACAACAUUGAGUUGGUAUUUGUGAUUUAAAGAAUAGUCGUUGCAAUUUUAUUGGUAGUUUGAGGUGUUUUGAGUCAAAAGAAAAUCUGAUGUUUAAUGUUAGUUGUAUAGUUCUUUUUAUUUAUCAGAAUCAUACUACAUUAUGGUAUUGAAAAGGAAAAAUAAUACAAGUGAAUGAACAUUAUUUUGUUGUAAGCAUUUCUUUGAUUAAUGUUAUUGAUACAAGUAGGUUAAAUGUAUACAAACUAUUAUUAAGAAAUAAACAAAACUGUUUAUUAAAAUUAAAUUUAUUUAA